GAGCAGGGAGGGAGGGGGCAGAUGGCGGGGCGUCCCCUCUCCUAUAUAGAAGCACCGGCGGCGCAGAGUCGGCAGAGUCGGUGUGUGGAGCAGGUUCCAGGACCGGUUCUUCCAGUGAGUGCACACGUGUGGCAGUCUCAUUCAGGAACCCAGCUGGCAGAACAGAACCAGAACAGAAUGCUGAGGAUGUCUGAGAACGGGGCACAGGAGCGGAUCCUGAACCUGGCGUCCAUGAACCCCGCCAUCAAGAGGGUGGAGUACGCCGUGCGGGGCCCCAUCGUCACCAGGGCCGUGGAGCUGGAGAAGGAGCUGCAGCAGGGUGUGAAGAAGCCGUUUACCGAAGUCAUUAAAGCAAACAUUGGAGACGCUCACGCUAUGGGCCAGAAGCCGCUCACUUACCUUAGACAGGUCACCGCCCUCUGUUUGUACCCAGAGCUCCUGAAUGACAAUAAGUUCCCGGAGGACGUGAAGCAGAAGGCGGCGCGGAUCCUGCAGGCGUGUGGGGGGAACAGCAUUGGCUCCUACACCGCCAGUGCAGGUAUAGAGGUCAUCCGCCAGGACGUGGCCAAGUACAUAGAGAGGAGAGAUGGCGGCAUCGCUUGCAACCCCAACAAUAUUUUCCUGUCCACCGGUGCCAGCGACUCCAUCAUGACGAUGCUGAAGCUGCUGGUGUCGGGUCAGGGCAACUCUAGGACCGGUGUCCUCAUCCCCAUCCCCCAGUACCCCCUGUACUCCGCAGCACUGGCAGAGCUGGAAGCUGUGCAGGUGAACUACUACCUGGAUGAGGAGAACUGCUGGGCGCUGGACAUCAAGGAGCUGCGAAGAGCGCUGGCCGAGGCGAGGAGGCACUGUGACCCCAAGGUCCUGUGCAUAAUCAACCCGGGCAACCCUACAGGUCAGGUGCAGAGCAGGAAAUGCAUUGAGGACGUGAUUCGCUUUGCUGCUGAAGAAAAACUUUUUCUCAUGGCUGAUGAGGUCUAUCAGGACAAUGUUUAUGCCCAGGGCUGCUCCUUCCACUCCUUCAAGAAGGUUCUCUUUGAGAUGGGCCCCAAGUUCUCUGAUGUGGUGGAGUUGGUGUCCUUUCACUCCACCUCCAAGGGGUUCAUGGGCGAGUGUGGUUUCAGGGGCGGCUACAUGGAAGUGGUCAACAUGGACCCAGCAGUGAAGGAGCAGUUGACAAAGUUGGUGUCUGUGCGCCUGUGCCCCCCUGUUCCUGGGCAGGCUUUGCUAGAUGUGAUUAUGAACCCCCCUCAACCUGAAGAGCCGUCCUACAAGCAGUAUAUGGCGGAGAAACAAGCUGUGCUUGGUAAUCUGGCAGAGAAGGCACGGCUGACGGAAGAGAUCCUGAAUCAAGCCCCUGGGAUCCAGUGUAAUCCUGUCCAGGGAGCCAUGUACUCCUUCCCAAGAAUUGAGAUCCCAGAGCGAGCUGUCAAACUGGCCCAGGCUGAAGGUCAGGCCCCGGACAUGUUCUUCUGUAUGAAGCUGCUGGAAGAGACUGGAAUUUGUGUUGUACCAGGAAGCGGGUUUGGCCAACGAGAGGGGACCCACCACUUCAGGAUGACCAUUCUCCCACCGACAGAUAAGCUGAGGAUCCUCCUGAAGCGGCUGAAUGAUUUCCACCAGAAGUUCAUGCAGGAAUACUCGUAGGCGAGGUCUGGGGCCUCCUCCUCCCAGGAGCCGCUGGGUAGACAGUGGGGGGCCUGUAGUUGGGGUCUUAAUUUUUGGUAGUUCCCAUUCUUGCACCUUAUUCCUCUGUCCCCGUCCCUGUGAGCGCCCGGCGGCCUGCACCUUCCCCACCACCUGAUCCCGAUUCUGUUUCUCUCCCCAGAAUUUCUGCAUGUUUUGGGAUUUAAGGCCAUUUUAGAGCAUGUUCUGGUAGUCGCAGACGCCUGGCUGAUUGUACCGUACAAUAUCCUGCAGGUAAUGCCCUGAUUUACGGUAUAAUCAGAGGCGUGAGACAGGCACGUCUCGCUGUUCACCUUAAGUCACAUGGUGCCUAUGAACUGUGUGAUGGGAUCACUCGGGGGUGCCCCCCAAUAUCUGCCGCCUAGCGUCAUACCCGCAGAGCCUUGACUGGAUAAUAGCCCCCCUGAUGAUGCUGCUAUGCAAAAUGUCUGAACCUGAUUGUCCUCCCCCGGCCAGUGGAGGUGUCAUGUACCAGGUCCCUCCUGGUGCGGUGGGUUAAGCGCCAAACCCAGAUGUGCCAAUUAUCGCCCCCUGCUGGCGGGCAGUUUGUAUACAAUGAACACGGCCAGUGAUUUGCUGCUGACAAGGGCUAAUAAUGUGCGAUGUCUGAACUGUGAUCAAUAAAGAGAAAACUGUGACUGUC
This is a messenger RNA of Bufo gargarizans (Asiatic toad), 2329 nucleotides long. Its product is annotated as alanine aminotransferase 2-like. Gene Ontology annotation, biological process: biosynthetic process. Gene Ontology annotation, molecular function: L-alanine:2-oxoglutarate transaminase activity; pyridoxal phosphate binding. The transcript is spliced from 12 exons. NCBI's taxonomy places the organism in Eukaryota, Metazoa, Chordata, Amphibia, Anura, Bufonidae. Bases 22 to 1647 code for a protein of 541 amino acids. The record is from RefSeq and is a predicted model, not a curated record.